CAGUAGGAAGAUGGCGGCGGCCCCGCUGUACUGUGUCUGCCGGCAGCCCUACGAUGUGAGCCGGUUUAUGAUCGAAUGCGACAUCUGUAAGGACUGGUUUCACGGCAGCUGUGUUCACGUUGAGGAGCACCAUGCUGUGGAUAUCGACGUUUACCACUGUCCAAACUGUGAUGUCAAACACGGACCCUCCCUGAUGAAAAGGCGCAACAACUGGCACAGGCAUGACUACACAGAGCCAGACGACGGAUCAAAGCCGGUGCAGGCGGGCACCUCAGUGUUUGUUAAGCAGCUGCAGCAAAGGACCUUCCCGAGUGCCGAGGAGAUCCUCAUACGGAUGAAGGGCGAGCAGGUGACCACCAGGUACUUGGAGAGACACGGCUUCAACUACCCCAUCGCCAUCACAGAGAUGGAAGGCCUGGGUCUAAAGCUGCCCCCGCCCACUUUCUCUGUAAAAGACGUGGAGCAGUAUGUGGGUGGUGACAAAGUUAUUGACGUGAUCGAUGUAGCGCGGCAGGCAGACAGCAAGAUGAAACUCAGCGAAUUUAUCAAGUAUUUCACCAAACCCCAUCGUCCCAAAGUCCUCAAUCUCAUCAGCCUGGAGUUCUCUGACACAAAGAUGUCAGAGUUGGUGGAGGUUCCUGAUGUGGCUAAGAAAAUGUCCUGGGUGGAGAACUACUGGCCUGACGACUCGUUCUUCCCAAAACCCUUCGUCCAGAAGUACUGCCUUAUGGGGGUUAAAGACAGCUACACGGACUUCCACAUAGACUUUGGAGGAACCUCAGUCUGGUAUCAUGUUUUGUGGGGUGAGAAGAUCUUCUACCUGAUCAAACCCACUCCCACCAACCUUGCACUAUAUGAGGCGUGGAGCUCCUCACCCAAUCAGAGCGAAGUGUUCUUUGGCGACAAAGUGGAUAAGUGCUACAAGUGUGUCGUUACCCAAGGAACCACCCUGCUUAUCCCGACAGGCUGGAUCCACGGGGUUCUCACCUCUCAGGAUUGCAUGGCAUUUGGAGGGAACUUCCUUCACAACCUCAACAUUGGCAUGCAGCUCAGGUGUUAUGAAAUGGAGCGGCGUCUGAAAACCCCAGACCUCUUUAAGUUUCCCUACUUUGAGGCCAUUUGUUGGUAUGUGGCCAAAAACCUGCUGGAAAUGCUAAAAGAUCUGCGUGAGGACAACUGUCCGCCACCAACCUACCUGGUAGAUGGAGUCAGGGCUUUGAUCAGCGCGCUGAGGACCUGGUUGAAAAGAGAGGUGACGGAGCCCACCAGCGAGGUACCGGAUCACAUCCGGCCCAACCAUCUCAUCAAGGAGCUGACCAAGGAAAUACGCUACCUGGAGGAGGAACCAGUGAACGGGAGCAAGAACACGAAAUCUCAGGGAAGCGGAACGCUGCCUGGAUUGAACGGCUGCCUCACCAGCCGGGCCCUGGAGAGGCUGUGCCAGGCGCGGCAGGCGAGGAGAGCCGCCAGGCGGCUUAGGGAGCAGCAGCAGCAGGCGCCAAAGAUGCCCUCCAACCUGGACAUCUUGGAGCAACACACCAUGGAGGUGCUGAAGAGGGUGGAGGUGGGACCGCUGGAACAGGAUCCAGCGUUUUUCGCCAAGGUUCUUGGAAAGUUCAACAAAGUGUCGACGGCAUCAGCAGCAGCUGCUGCAGAGUCCCUGGAAGACAACCACCUUCGCCUCAUGCUGGUCAACGGCAGAAUCAUCCGCGAUCUGAGGCGAGCGGGGAGCAGCCCUGGAAAGACGGAGGCUGAGCAGGCUGCUGCCGGCCCACCAAAGAGCUGCCCGGACGUGAAGCUGGAGAGGACGGAGGGCAGCGCCGCUGAGAAGGCUCCUCUGUGUCCAGGAAGUCUGGAGACGGUGAAGAACGAACUCAGGGAAGAGGCGUCGGGACACUCCAGCGUCUCGGACCUGGAGUCAGACAGCGACUCUCCCUCAGAAAGCAAAGCUUUGUCGUCGUCGUCGUCAUCGUCCUCCUCUUCUGACGAUGAUUCUGAGAGUUCCCAGGAGGAGGAGGAGGAGGAGGAGAGGAGCUCAUCUCAGCAGACAGGCUCAGGGAACGGCUUCCUGCUGGACCAGUCGGCUCAGAAACUCAGGCACAAACACAAACCACUCAAAAGAGAACGUCCUACCUCACCCAGCACAGAAGAGGCCAUUCAGGGGAUGCUGUCCAUGGCGGGGCUGCUGUGCCCCUCAAACCAAGAGGAGGCGCCGUCGCCGCAGGAGUCCUGGUGGUCCAGUUCAGAGCAGCGCUCGCUCCAGGAGGCGGCCCAGCACCGACUGCAGGGAGGCCAGAGCCACAUGGACAGCCAGGGCAACAGCAGCAGCGAGGCCUGGGACAAUCAGGGGCUCCCCAGCCCCAACGCAGAGUACCAGUACUGUGACCCGUCUAUGUCUCCGCCGCUGCACCCUUCCAAGAGGAACGCCCCCAACCCUCCUCCCAUCAGCAACCAGGCCACGAAAGGUAAAAGGCCCAAAAAAGGAAUGGCGACACCCAAACAGAGACUUGGCAAGAUCCUCAAACUCAACAGACAGAGUCGAGUUUUUGUGUAACGCCCUCCCUCACCUGAGAGAAGAAACGGAAAACAUCAUUCUGGGUUAGGAAAAAAAAAAAAAACGGAAAA
Molecule: messenger RNA, 2625 nt
Organism: Cyprinodon variegatus (sheepshead minnow)
Lineage: Eukaryota; Metazoa; Chordata; Actinopteri; Cyprinodontiformes; Cyprinodontidae
Gene: kdm7aa
Product: lysine (K)-specific demethylase 7A
Exons: 17
Coding region: 11-2554 (847 amino acids)
Biological process (GO): protein demethylation; regulation of transcription by RNA polymerase II
Molecular function (GO): transcription coregulator activity; histone demethylase activity
Source: RefSeq, a predicted model, not a curated record